Molecule: messenger RNA, 450 nt
Organism: Theileria orientalis strain Shintoku
Lineage: Eukaryota; Apicomplexa; Aconoidasida; Piroplasmida; Theileriidae
Exons: 1
Coding region: 1-450 (149 amino acids)
Source: RefSeq, a predicted model, not a curated record
AUGCUUGACGUCUCUGUUCAAUAUAAUCGUAUUUUCAACACUGGCUUCGUCACCAACUUCCACAUGUUCGUCUGCGACCAGUUUGAGCACUUUAUGAAGGAGGUGGUCAUCAACUGCAGCGUUAAGGCUCGCGACAAGAUUUCUAUGCUUGACGAGAAACUGGUUCUCGUCGACGAUUACCGGUCCAGAUAUGCUGGCACUAUUCAGUUUUUGAGCAAGAGGGUUGAGGACUUAAAGGGUCAACUUGAUUCUGGUGCUGACGGUUCUCCUGACCUUGACGAUGUUCUCUCUGACUCUGAGGUGAAGCGGCUGAGUUAUUUGAUUCGCACCUACACUUACAAGAUUAAGGUUCUGACCGCCUACAUUACCAUUCUUAACAGCGUCAGGGUCAAGUUAAUUGUGGUUAGGCGUGUUUUAUGCUUAGGCCGUCAGGACCAUAAAAGUACUUAA